This is a messenger RNA of Drosophila persimilis, 288 nucleotides long. RefSeq names its product 60S ribosomal protein L39 (gene RpL39). Lineage: Eukaryota; Metazoa; Arthropoda; Insecta; Diptera; Drosophilidae. Gene Ontology annotation, biological process: translation. The record is from RefSeq and is a predicted model, not a curated record. Gene Ontology annotation, molecular function: structural constituent of ribosome. The transcript has 3 exons. Gene Ontology annotation, cellular component: cytosolic large ribosomal subunit; ribosome. Bases 41 to 196 code for a protein of 51 amino acids.
UCCUUCUUUCCGGUGUGGCUCGUUGAAUCGGUCAGACAAAAUGGCUGCACAUAAAUCGUUCAGAAUAAAGCAGAAAUUGGCUAAAAAGCUGAAGCAGAACAGAUCGGUUCCGCAAUGGGUUCGCCUACGUACUGGCAACACAAUCCGGUACAACGCUAAGCGUCGUCACUGGAGGCGCACCAAGUUGAAGCUGUAAGCAGCUGAUGUAGACGCAUUUAAUCCUGUGGAAAUGCUAAAUAUCUUUUCAAGAAUAUAAAAUAAAGAUUCGUUACCGAAGUUCGGAUUAAA